Molecule: messenger RNA, 1002 nt
Organism: Drosophila willistoni
Lineage: Eukaryota; Metazoa; Arthropoda; Insecta; Diptera; Drosophilidae
Exons: 2
Coding region: 10-399 (129 amino acids)
Source: RefSeq, a predicted model, not a curated record
GAUUGAAUAAUGGCUUUGAGAGCUCGCUAUAAAUGGUCUGAUUUGACGGAUGAACAACUGCUGGAGUUGUUCGAAUCAGUCCCGUCGGAUGUGGACAUGUCGAGUAUUUCGAGUGACGACGAGGAUGAAGACGUGGCAGAGGCACUUAACACUGCAUUAGAAGAUGUCUCUACUGUAUCCUUAAUGUGCAGUAAUAUUGAAAACAAUGCAAAUACUGUGCAGAGCCAUGAGCCUUCCCGAAAAACUCGUAAGAGGCCUCGAUCUCCAUUGCCAGUUAUUGAAGGAGCAACACCUGUAUCUUUACCGUCUUCUGGUGGCUUUAAUGGGCUUGGCAUCGAAUCAAUUAUAAAGGAACCUAGUAAAGGUAUGUGCGACAGCAAUCUAUGCAAUUGCACAUAAACAAUAUUGCUUUUCAAGGCGACUCUUCGUUGCCAAACAGUUCGGGCAGUAUCGUUUGCUCAAGACUACCCGUAACCUGUCGUCAGCUCGUAUUCCUCGAAACUGACGGAGCGCGUAUGCCCCUUGAACCUGCGUUCUAAAUCGGAUGGUGCUACUGUCCUUAGAGACAUCUCCGGAAUGCUGGAGGAGGUGGACCAAGACCUUCUAGAUUUUCCAGUAACGGAUCCACAGAGAACCCAUCAGAACCUCGUCUCGAUCCCCACGAAAGAAUCGCCAACAUUCUUGAUGAUUGGUUCGCCAAGGAUAGUGGGAAGGAGCUCGACUCCAAGCACCAAAUCCACAGGAGCCCUUUGGUGAAACUGCGGAUCAGCGAGCGGAAGGUCAAGCGAAUCCUGCUUCACCUUAUUCGGGACGGCGCGGGACGGAAGUGCUUUAGCUACACUAGGCAGCACCACGGCGACUACUUGGAACUAUCGCAGCGGUUCGUCAGGAGGAGAAAUCUGUAAGCGGCACACUUUGUCGCCGCUACCAGCAUCGCAUUGCCCAAUGCCGCGAAUGCUAGUUGAUACUUUGCAGCUUGGAGGAUUAAUCAAUUCAAACAUU